Molecule: messenger RNA, 3071 nt
Organism: Exophiala oligosperma
Lineage: Eukaryota; Fungi; Ascomycota; Eurotiomycetes; Chaetothyriales; Herpotrichiellaceae
Exons: 2
Coding region: 353-2668 (771 amino acids)
Biological process (GO): phospholipid biosynthetic process
Cellular component (GO): endoplasmic reticulum membrane
Molecular function (GO): glycerol-3-phosphate O-acyltransferase activity; glycerone-phosphate O-acyltransferase activity
Source: RefSeq, a predicted model, not a curated record
CAACGAGUUCCGCAAUAUCUCAACACACUACUCAUUCGCCCUCAACAACACUUUAUCACAGUGAUUGUCUUGCCUCUCUUUUUGAAUCUUGACAUUAACAGCGAUACUUUUCCGUCUUCACAUCUAUUGCUUCACCUAUCAUUUUCAGCUCAGUGUGUUUGACAUCUGUUUGACACUGCUUUUAUCAUAUCACCCUCAACUCCGGGUCUCCCCAGAAGCAAUGCAUCAAAUCACGCUUUGCAGUUCCAAGUGAUACCGUUCUCUUAUCCAGCUUUUGAGCUGCGAAUUCCCACGGAACCCCCUAUACGAAGCUUCCUGCCCAAGGAAAAGCACUCGGAGCGUGUUUGCAGGCAUGGACGGAGCAACAGAGAAGCCUGUCAAGAAUGUCCGCAGAAGCAAGAAGAAGCGAGGAAAUGAAAAGCUGAUACCAUGGCUAUAUGACCUGGUCCUCUGGGUAAUGUCGGUCUUGAUCGAACUGUUCUUCCGCGAAGUACAUCCACGCGGAGCAUGGAAGGUGCCACGCACUGGUCCCGUCAUUCUCGUGGCCGCUCCACAUGCCAAUCAGUUUGUCGAUUCCCUGGUCCUCAUGAGAAUCCUCAAGACCGAAGCGAGAAGAAGGAUAUCAUAUUUGAUCGCAGAAAAGUCCACACAUCGGAAAUUCAUUGGAACAUUGUCCAAGGCCAUCGGUGCAAUACCAGUCGGACGUGCGUUGGACAAAGUCAAGACUGCUAAGGGCAAGGUCUUCCUGCCAGACCCAGACAAUGAUCCUACCCUGGUCCGGGGGAUUGGCACCGACUUCCAGAAUGGUCAGUUCGAAGUCGGCGGUCUGAUUGUCCUGCCCAAAGUGCGCGGCCAAACACCUAGUACAGAGAUUGCCGAGAUCCUUUCCGCCACCGAACUACGAUUGAAGAAACCCUUCAAAACGCAAGAAGCCUUGGAGUCCAUCACAAGACCUGCCUCAAACGAAGAACCCUCUCCCGGUUGUUCAUUCAAGGUUGCGCCCUUCGUUGACCAGACAAAGGUCUACAAUGCUGUCUUUCAGGAACUCGAUGCUGGUGGCUGCAUAGGAAUCUUUCCGGAGGGAGGUAGCCACGAUCGGCCAGAUCUUCUACCUCUGAAAGCAGGUGUUGCGAUCAUGGCUCUGGGGGCAGAAGCAAAUCAUCCAGGAUGUGGUGUAAAGAUCAUUCCCAUUGGCAUGAAUUAUUUCCACGCACAUAAAUUCCGGUCUCGAGCAGUGAUUGAGUUUGGUCAUCCCAUCGAGGUACACCCUGAUCAAGUUGCAGCAUACAAAAGUGGUGAUCGCAGAAAUGCAGUGGGGUCCCUCCUUGAAACAGUAUACCAAGGUCUUUUAGCCGUUACGCAGGCCUGCCCAGACUACGACACCCUGAUGCUUGUACAGGCAGCGAGACGAUUGUACAACCCCUGGGGCAAGAAACUUCCUUUGCCUCUGGUGGUUGAGCUCAACAGACGCCUUGUCAAGGGUUACACCAAAUACCAAGAUGACCCCAGGGUGGUGUCUGUCAAGAAGGAUGUGCUCAACUACAACCGCCAACUUCGUGCUCUCGGGAUCCGAGACCAUCAGGUCGAAUGGGGCAACGCAGCCAAACGUCCGUGGUGGCUUGUGUUUGGGACGCUAAGCUACAGACUCGGCGAGCUAUUGGUGCUUGGUGUCGGUACUCUUCCUGGCCUGGCCAUGUUCUGGCCUGUCUUUGUUACCACCAAAGUCAUCUCGGUCAAAAAGUCUCGAGAAGCACUUGCUGCAUCGACAGUCAAGUUGCAAGGUCGAGAUGUCAUCACCACCUGGAAACUUCUUGUCGCCAUGGCUUUUGCACCGGCGUUAUAUGCCUAUUACACCAUUAUUGUCUCCCUGUGGCUGGUAUACAAUCGAAGAGGUGGCUAUUACACCUACCAAGUGCCGCGGUGGAUGGUGGCUCGGACAUAUGUGCCAGACUUUGUCCCCAUGUGGCUCUUUGCAAUCUCCUUCCUGAUCCUCUGUAUCGGCAUCACUUUUGCGGCGUUGCGAAUUGGAGAGAUUGGUAUGGAUGUGGUCAAAUCUCUUCCGCCACUCUUCAUUGCUCUCAACCCUCGUUCCUCGAGUCGAAUUGCGCGACUCAGAGUGACCAGAGCAGCAUUGUCCGUCAAGGUCACUGACCUCAUCAACACGCUCGGGCCCGAAGUUUUCCCUGAUUUCGACGCUGAACGUAUCGUCGCUGAUCCCUAUAGGGAAGGUGCAUAUCAGUCCAGUUACAAGAAGAUGCCAGAGGAACCUCAGAUGCUGGACGGCGGCGAGCCCUCGACCCCAACAUCUGGCGCGUUCGAGGCGGUUCCCGAAUCCCCUGGCCACCGAUCGUUCAGCUCUUUGCUACCCUCGAAUGAAUCUUUUGGCAACAUCGGUGGAUUUGGCUUCUUCGCCUCGCGUCCUGCCACCCCGAAGAGCCGAAGUCGAAGCAGUUCUGCCGGCGGAGCCCUCACGUCGGCCAGCAUGCCACUAAAGGCUCUGAGCACGCUGAACACCGGUGAGAGUUUCGAGGAGGUCAGCAAACGCAUCCGGGGUGCGAUGCGUGAAAGAGGCAGAAAGCGGGAAAGCGAGGGCGUCGACACGGGGACCGAAAGUAGCUGGGACAUGGCCUCGGAAGAAGGGGAGGAGGAGCCGAAGAAGGAGAAAUGAUGACCACGACCCGAGCUGUCACUGGUUCGUCCCGCUCGGUCUUUCGAGCAUGAUGUUGACGCCGACAUGUUUUUAUGAUGACGAGUGACUUGGGGAACUGCAUUUUCAAAAGGGGGAGAGCGUGCACAGCAAACUCAUUCCGCAUAACUUACUUGCUUGUAUGCCUUUUACGUCAACGUGGCGAGCAUCAUACGUAGACUAUGAGAGAAGUCUAUCAAUGUAGUUCUUGAUGCAUCAAUCCAUCAAUUUAGCUACGUCACACCGGAAUCGGAAACUUAGGCUGCUUUGGGUCCCGUACCUUUGUGUGUUCCGAGAUAGUCCGUACCCAUGGCAGCAAACUCGCAGUCUCGAGGGUUGUAGAAUUCGAGCAAGCCAGGGGGGGGACGUUGGAGCAGAAGUGCAG